Elaeis guineensis (African oil palm) is the source of this 1125-nucleotide messenger RNA. Lineage: Eukaryota; Viridiplantae; Streptophyta; Magnoliopsida; Arecales; Arecaceae. The record is from RefSeq and is a predicted model, not a curated record.
UUGCUCUUCUCUUGGCUAUGAAUUCCCUUCUCCGCCGCCACUUAUAGACCCGGAGUCUGCCGGAGAUCCCAGCGCGAAAGCCCCGCCGCCGAACUCCCCACCACCCCUCCAGUAGUAGGCGAGGCAGCUGAGAGAAGGAGGAGAAGAAGAAGGAACGAUCUUUCCGCUUUAUUGAAUGUCUUAUUUUCUAGUAAUAGGCGAAGGAGGAGAAGAAGAAGGAACGAUCUUUCCGCUUUAUUGAAUUGGAGCUUUGAACCCCUAAGUUUCCAAUUGAUUUUCUUGUGGUCUUCUGGCGGGCCUUCGAAGAGGAAGAAGGCAGCAAAGAACUCAGAGAGAAAGAUAGAGAUGGGGUGGAAGGCAGCUGAGAAAAUAAUCCAACGCUGGAAGAUCCUCAGGGGAGAUAAUGUAAUGAUCAUAAGGGGGAAAGAUAAGGGUGAGAUGGGUGUCAUCAAACGCGUUAUCCGAUCCCAGAACCGAGUCAUCGUUGAGGGAAAGAAUCUGGUGAAGAAACACAUUAAGCAAGGACAAGGAUAUGAAGGUGGGAUCUUUUCAAUUGAAGCUCCUCUUCAUGUUUCAAAUGUUCAAGUUCUUGAUCCGGUUACUGGGAGACCUUGUAAGAUUGGAUACAAGUAUCUGGAAGAUGGAACAAAGGUAAGAAUCUCUAGAGGGCAACAAGCAUCUGGAGCCUUAAUUCCUCGUCCAGAGAUUUUAAAACAAAGGAGAAAACCAAGACCUAUGGAACCUGGUCUCAAGGAUACGCCAAUUGACCUCGUACUGGAGAAAACAUAUGAUGCUAAAGCUGGAAUCGGGGUGCCUGACCUUUGAACAAACAUCUACAAAGUUUUUGUUACAGGUUUGCAGAAUUUUGGUGUUAGAGCAUAUUUCAUCUACAAUCAUGUCAGCUAACUUGGAGUUUCUAAAUUCUUGUUCAUCUCUUGGUUAUCAUAUGGCUGGUGUAACUUACUUUUUAUAACUGCAAAUUGGUAUUCACUUGGCCAAUCCUUUAGUAUCUUUUACUGGAAUAUAUUAGCUUUUAUUUAUAAUUUGUGGGUUUACGCCCUUGCCAAACAAAUCAAUAGGUGUCAGCCAAUAAAGUGGAAGAAGACAAGUUUAUAUUUGUCCCUA